AUGGCAACUACAACUGUUCCUUAAAACGCAGGAUCCUCUGGCUAGAACUUCCUACAUCAUGAUCCAUAUGACAGCUGGAAAAAUGAGAUUGCUAACUAUGAAUAAACAAAAGCCUAAUUCAAAGGUUUUGCUGAACCAUAUGUAAAAAGAACACAUGCUGAUUACAAAGCAAGAGAGACUAUCUAUAAUCCAAUCACUCAAAAGUUCAAUGAUGCUUAAGUGGAGAAUCACGUUUCAAAGAUUGAAAAGGAUAACUUUAUUGAGGUCAUCGCAAAAAAUAAGGAUCGAGCUCUUCGUUAUGAAUAAACCUUUGACGUGAUUAACUUCGAUAAUAAAUUGAAAGGUCUUGAAGGUAAUCCUGACUAUCCUAAGGAUAAACCUUGGUAUUUCAGACCAGGUAAAGACACUGCUGCUGACUACAAUAUCCUAAGUAAUAUUCCAUUGACAGAACAUCACUUCAAUCACCCUGAUAAACGCCCACCUCCAGAAGAGGAAAAAAAACAAAAAGUGAAAAAGCAAACUACAACUGGGCUAAGAGAUUAUAACAUAAUUACUGGCAGAUAUCUUGAAUUCCAUGAUGAUAAACUCAAAACUGACUAGGAAAUCUAAAGAGCAGAGGCUGCUUACAAGUACUGGUAGACACACUAAUUUGAUCCAGUUAAUUGUGAAUACUACGACCCUAAUCAAGAAAAAGAAUUCAUUGAAAAGAAAACAGAAGAUGAAAAGAUCCAUGGUAAAGAUCAAGUUAAAAAGCUACCCAUAUCAGUGCAAAAUGAGGGAUUAAUGUACAACCCCAUUAAUAUGCAGAUAGAAGACUAGUAAAGAUUAUAUGAGAGAGAUUUAAGAGAGAAAAAUAAAAGAAAGAGAUUUGAAGUUAGAUAUGACGUUGAAGCCAAAACGAGGAAGGAUGGAUUUUCAGAGUAAGAACGUGCAGAUAUCAUGAAACUUAAUAAGGUAGCUCAUUCAAGAUUCAAAGAAGAAUAAGAGAGAGGCUUUGAUAUUUUAACUAAUGAUCCAUUAAAUGGACCUUAAGCUUCAAAAUCAGUUUUUCAACCAAGAGUGUAACCUCCAAGAGGAGUUUGGACUAAGGCUCUCCAGACAGUCAAUAAGGGUAUAAUAUUGAAAUCUUAUUUUUUAGAAUUUAUGUCUGAAGAUGAGAGAAGAUAAGUUGAACAAGAAGAAGAGGCUAAGAGGUUAAAAUCAUAAACUGAUUUCCAUAGAACUCAAACUGAAGAGCUCAAGAAAUUAUAGACAUAUGAUCCAUUGGCCGAGACUAACUUUUAGAGAAGAUCUUAGAGAGUGAUGAAGCAGUCAUAAGAUGGAUUUAACACAAUGAAAAGCAAUGAUCCAAAUCCUAUGCUAGCAUAUCAAAGUAGUACUGUCGAUAGAUAACCAUUCAGUAAAACCACAACUAAUGCUAAAGGAGGUUCUGUUGCAAGGCAAUAAUCUAAUAGUGCUAUUGGUGGAGGACCUUUAGGCCUUUAAUCCCACACUUAGUUUGAUAGAUAGUCCAAUCAAGGAUCAACUAGAAAUGCAGGAGCUCCAUAAUCUUCAUAAUUUUCUUCUAAUUCUAAAAGAGAAAUAAGAACUGGUGGUUUCCAAAAGAUUGGAUUGUCUGUUACUGGCAAUAGCAAAUAAUGA
Messenger RNA from Stylonychia lemnae, 1641 nucleotides. The record is from the annotation of a GenBank genome assembly. NCBI's taxonomy places the organism in Eukaryota, Ciliophora, Spirotrichea, Sporadotrichida, Oxytrichidae.